This is a messenger RNA of Protopolystoma xenopodis, 327 nucleotides long. NCBI's taxonomy places the organism in Eukaryota, Metazoa, Platyhelminthes, Monogenea, Polystomatidea, Polystomatidae. The record is from the annotation of a GenBank genome assembly.
AUGGAGGGGGGGACCACUCACAGGCUCGAAGUUGCUCCCUUAUUGGACAACCAUGAAGUGUUUCCUGCCAAAGAUGGCGUCAUCUUUUGUCUUCCCAGCCAGUGGGUCUGUGACGGCUUCGUCGACUGCAAAGUGGGCUCUCUUAAGUUUGCUUUUGAUUUCACUCUUUUAUAUGCAUUAUAUAUCUUCUAUUUUACUUCUUACAAUCAAGUUCCCUUGCCUUGUUCAGUGUGGAAACCUUUGCCCUCAUUUUAUAACAGUGAUUUCCAAACUGUGCGCCGCGACCUCUUUACAGGGGCGCCGCGAAAUAUUGUAAAAGCUUUAUAA